This is a messenger RNA of Stegodyphus dumicola, 3633 nucleotides long. Its product is annotated as F-box only protein 3-like. Gene Ontology annotation, molecular function: protein binding. Gene Ontology annotation, cellular component: cytoplasm. NCBI's taxonomy places the organism in Eukaryota, Metazoa, Arthropoda, Arachnida, Araneae, Eresidae. The record is from RefSeq and is a predicted model, not a curated record.
UUGCAAGUAUUUAAACAAACGGUUUUAUGCACUGGCUAAAGAUGAAAACCAUUGGAGGGAAUUAUGCAAGCUGUAUUGGCUAGAAACUUCUUUUUAGUUUGGCAAGGAGUGAGAAGAAGGCUACUGAACAUUUAGAGAUCAAUGAGCUAUCACUCAGCAUUGCCUUGAGUCAUAGUUAGCAGAAUUUAUGUAAUGCCAAUAUGUAGGAAAAGAAAACCCUUUCAGAGCCAUAUUAACAGCAGUUGUAGAUACAUGGCUACCAGAAGCUAUGUGCAAAAAAUAAAUAUGUCCUCUUGGCCGAACAUGGGAAGAACAUUUUGCAUAUUGGUACAGUGACAUGGGGCUGUAUAUUGAUUGUUAUGCUAAUUUGAAAAGAACUUGGGAAAAAAUUGUUACAUUUUUCAAAAUCAAUUGUCCUCAGAUAUAUCAAACCAUUAAAAGUGGAGUAUCAGAAGAGGAUUUAGAUGUUGUUGAAGAAGGAUUAGGACUAAAUCAAAAACUGCCCAUUGACAUGAGGUGUAGUUAUCGUAUCCACAAUGGCCAACGAUUAACCUCCCCUGGGAUUAUGGGUAGCAUGAGCAUUCCAGGUCAUUAUAAAAGUGAAUCCUUGCUAGAUCUUGAUACUAUACUUGUUGGAUUCAGAGAACGGGAAGGAUUAAAAGGCUGCAUUCCAUUAACUCUUUGUCUCCAUUCUGGUUUAACUCAGUAUUUAGCUGUUACGGACGAGGACGGGUAUGAACCUAAUACUAUAUUUUAUCCAGUUCAAAGUGAAUCUGCUCAUAAUCGAAGAUCCAUGGAUGCUUUUAUUUCAGGGACAUCAUUUCAAGACUGGCUUUCGACUCAUGCUGAUCAUUUAGCUAAUGAAGAUUAUGUUAUAAUACAAGAUCAGCCUUUUAGGUUUCUUCAUGAUCCUGCAGCAGAAGAAACAACAGGCUAUAUAACAGUCUCUGUUGCAACAUGUUUCCUACCAGAAGUUAGCAAAAUAAACCCACCAAAAUUUUUUCAUACUUAUCGAAUAACAUUGCUUCAUAUGCUUAUGACUGCUGUCUAUGCAGCUUCUUUAGGUUUUAGUAUGACUAUGUCACCUGAUGCUCCUCAGUCAGAGAGCUGCCAGUUAGAAACUAGGCAUUGGAUUAUAACUGAUGACAAUGGCAGUGAAGAACAAGUGGAUGGACCAGGUGUUGUAGGUGAAUACCCUGUCAUGUAUCCAGGUGCUUCAUUUUCCUGGGUUAGUAGCACCAGUUUCAGCACGACAUAUGGAAACAUGAAAGGUUGCUUUAGGAUGAGAAAUUUACAAACAAGUGAAAGAAGUGAAGUUCAGUGUCCUAUUUUCCAUAUGAAGUGUCAGCCAUAUAUAACUGGAGAAGAACGUGAAGCAGCAAAGAAAAGAAAAAGAGAACAAAUGAAGAACAGUGCUACAUGAAUAUAUAUAUAAUAUAUUUUUUUAAUGUGAAAAAGCUGAUGAUCAUUUGUAUAUUAAGAUAUUUUUUAACUUCUCAUGUACAAAUAUUUUAUUUAUGUAUUUUACAUAUGUAAUUAUGCAGAAACAUGCAAGAAUAUUACAUAUGUAAGAAUUCAUAUGUAUGGAUAUAAUUCACAUAAUUCAAUAUGUAUGGAAAAAAUAGUUAUUUUCUGUUGAGUAUCAGUUUUCAUUGAACUAAAGUAUAAGAAUUAGACUUAAACAUACUUUAAAUUAUUAUGCUCAUACUCUUGUAUACUUUUUUUAAAGAAUAUGAGUAUAAUAAGUGUUAUUAUUUCAAAAUUUGUGCAGCUAUUAAUUAUUCUGAUAUUACCUGUAUUAAAUUUCAUAGUCAGCAGAAGAAAUGAUACUAUGAGAUGAAAUUGAAUAGAAAUAUUAUUUGCUUAUUCAAAUGAAUUCAGAAAAUCAAUGUACUUUAGAAUACAUUUACUCUUAUUUCAGAUUUACCAUUCAUAGUGACAUUUUUAUAUAUAAACUUCUGGUUUAAUUAUACUACUUGUGAUACAUAUUUAUGAUGAGUAUAAAUGCAUCAGAUGAAAAGGUGACAUAGGAAUUUUAUAGAAUGUCAUUUGAAAACUCCAUUUUUAUUAUAUAAAAAUGUUUAAGUAAUUUUUCAGAGGACACCCCUCCCAAAUUUUUACAUUAGUAUGUUUACACCAUGAACAACAGAAAAAUAGACAUCAAAAUGUUUUUCCCAGAUUAAUAAGUAAAAUCCUUUUGAAGAUAAAUAUCAAAUAUGCACUUUGCCUUAUUUUAAAAUAACUUUUUGGCCAUGAAAUGAGGAAAAAAGUGGGAAAAGAAAACUUAAUAUAAACUUACAUUAUGUUGUUAGUACAUGUUCUUUCUUUUCCAGGCUUGUUUCAAGUGUCUCAUAAUAUAAACUUGUUAUGCCUGAUAUCAUUGAUACAACCAUAUUUACUUGUUAUGACUGAUCAAAAUUUAAGUAAUGAUUAUUUGGAGUACUGAGGCAACUAGAAUCAGUAUAAUGUUCCUAAAUUUGCAUUUCUGUUGCUGGGAAAAAAAAAAAAAAAAAAAAAAAAAAUCCUAUAUUUAAACCUUCUUCAAAACUACUCCUGCAAAUUAGCACCUGCAGUGCAUUUUAAACAGAUUUUUAAAAUGAGAACAAAAUUGGCAUUUUACUAAAAUGAUAAUUUUAAUUAUAAAAUAAUAUUGUUCAGAACUGUCCAGAAUUUUUUUUUUUUUUUUUUUUUUUUUUUUUUUACCUAAAUUAGCAUAACUAUCCAGAUGUUCUUGUAGUUAUUUCCUAAUUACAUGUUACCUAUAUUCUUAGCAUGCAUAUCAUUGAUAAGUACUCAUAAUGUAAAUAUAGUUGCCUAAAAUAGGUUUUAGGUUUUAAGCUGAAAGUAUCAGAUAAUACUAAUAUUAAGAAUGAUUUUUUUAACUACCAGUUGUGUCUUAAUUAUAAUAAAUGUUAUAUAAAAUGGUACUUAUAAAUUCCAUCCAUUAAAAAGUUCAAACCCAUUGGUAAUAGAAAAUCAAUGGAAUGAUCAUACUGUUAUUUUCUUUGGCAAUAAUUUGAUAUAUAAUUGUUUUAUGUUAUUUUUGAAGUCAUCUGUUAAAUGUGGUAAAUUUCUGUGGUAUAUAACCACGGAAAUCUCCCUUGCCGUAUAAUUCAUUUCAGAAUAAGCUUAUUUGCAUAAAAAUCAAUUCAUCAUUUUUAAUUAAAUCCUUUUCUGAUUAUGAGGUAAAAUUUGAUGUAAAAUUGACUAUAGUUUUACAGAAAUAAAACUUUCUGCUGAUGAGAAACACUGACUCAGAGGCCUCCUUCUCCAAGGGGCAAAUAUUUUCUGAAUUACCUGUUAAUCUUACUCAGUAUGCAUAGAACUGUUCUGUAAAAUCAAUAUCAAUAUAAGUUUUAGUUUUUCCUAAUCCUUAAUUUCAAUUUGAUGUGCUUCUCUUCAAAUGCCAUUAAUCACCAUUAAUUUGUAUUCUUUUAAGUAGCAUUCACAUAUAAGAUUCUUGUAAACUUCAUUCAUUUAUAGUGCUAUCAAUAAUUCAUGCAAAUAAUUUUCUAUUAUGUUUUUCCCUUUUUAAUGAAAUAAGAAAGGGCAAUAUAGAGACAACUACAGAUAUAGUUUGUAAUAUUCAUAGUGUAACAUAAAAUGCAAAAUAAAAUUCAUUUUUAAAAUGCU